CACCUGCUUUCCCCUUCGAUUAUUUUAUCGCCCUUUAAAAUUUUACUCACUCCUCGAAACAUCUUGGGGAUCUGGGCAACUAAGGUGCUCUCCUGGUGAGUUGUGAAUUGCUGCGAAUGCAGAUAGAUGUCGAGCUUGCUUCGGCGUAUUUAAAAGGAGCACCAGGAGUGCUGCUUUUGCUGACGCACGCCCCACUCGUGUUCCCGCCUGGUGCCCCCCUCCCCCAGGUCAACUCCAAGCUGACGAUGAGAAUCAUCCUCCAUUCUGUGUUACAUACCUUCUUGUUCUUUGGAGCAUUGCAUGCAAGCUCCUCUUCCUGCUUACCUGAGCAUCGCAGUCUUUGGACUCGCCCUUUGCUCUCCGUUUCCGAGCCUGUCCUGGUGAGCGCCCGAGCUCUAGGCAGUUGCGAGCCAACGUCGAACCCUUGGUCCAGUUCAUGAGAAACCGGAACCCCGAACCACAAAAAUAAUCGAAUACAAGCACAUCCAGUGAGCUUCAGCCGAACCCAGCACCACCAACCCUCGA
This is a messenger RNA of Hyaloscypha bicolor E, 525 nucleotides long. RefSeq lists its product as uncharacterized. The transcript has 2 exons. The record is from RefSeq and is a predicted model, not a curated record. Lineage: Eukaryota; Fungi; Ascomycota; Leotiomycetes; Helotiales; Hyaloscyphaceae. The coding region runs from base 117 to 440 and encodes 107 amino acids.